UUUCCUGUCCAUCUAGCUUUCUUCAAGAUGAGAGUGUUCGGGCUUCUUUCGUUGGCCUUGCUGUUCAGUAUGGCGGUGUCUGAAGAAGAAAAUUGUUUUGGGAACACCUGUGAAGAAUGCAUGAGAAACAGCGAGUCUGGAAGAUGUAUCUGGUGUGGAGCCGCGAACUUUACUUCCGGUCCUCGCUGUAUGUACAUAAGAAAUUUCAAAAUGAGACAGAAGUGCCCUGGAAGUCUUGUCCACUGGCCUACAAAGCUAACCUACAUUAAAAGCAGGGGGUUUUCCGAUUCGGUUAUUAUAGGGAAUGAUAUCAACAAGUAUGCAGGUCGUAAAGGUGGUGUAACCGAUCACAGAAUUGGUGUGAAGGUACCUGAUACAAUGUCCAGGAAAAAGAAGGUCACAGCUGUUGUUAUUUUACCAAAACCUGGAAAUGACGACCCAGUACAGGUCACCGUAGACGUGGAGUGCAGUAAGAGAGUUGUUUCAAAGAAAAAUCCAUACAAAGUAAAAUGUAAAAAAUUGAAGCGAGGAGAAGAGUUUUACAUAACAGUAAAGGUGAAAUUUUUGAAGGAUAUGACAACGAAAGAGAAAAAGAAGUUAAAACUUAGGGUCAAAAUCGGCAAACUAAAACAAGUUCUUCGAAUCUUUGCCUCCGGGAUUGAACCUUGUAAAUGCAGCACAAAGAAAACAAAUGCCCCUACCUGCAAAUGGAAAGAUUCCAAAGGUAGCAAAGGCAACAGCAAGUGUGUCUGUACAGACGCUGAUAGACCCACUACCACCGGGGCACCUGUCGUGGUAGAAAAGCCAGUUAUAAGACCAAUGGGAGGCGGAAUCCCUAUUGGGGCCGCGGGUGGCGGAAUGGGUACAAGAUUCACCAUACCUGAAGAAUCACUGAAUAAACUUCCGCUUGGAUCUCCUGCUGAUGACAUUGAAUGCGAGAAUUGUAAGGAUCAAUGUCCUGAUUACGGGAAAUGUGUGGACUGCUUUGUGUUCUCUGGUUCACCUAUGCCUAAUGCAAUGUGUCGCCAGUUCUGUGGAGGAAGGCGUUUUGCACCAACUUUCAGACGAGUCCGAGGAUUCCCUGACAAUGUUAACAAGUGCACGUACAGAGAUGAACAAGGGUGUUUAAUGAAAUUCCAAAUUAUUCAUGACAGAUUCUUUGAAGUUUCCAUGAAGAAAGACUGCCCAACAGAACUUUGCCCACAAAACGCAACUUGUUCAUCGGAUUCAAGCGGUAAUGUCUGCAGUAACAAUGGAAUGUGUAAAUGCGGAAUGUGCGAGUGCAACCCUGGGUAUUACGGACAAACCUGUGAACAGUGCCAGAACUGUGGUGGAAAAUGUAAUGAACUUAAAUCCUGUGUGGCAUGUACAUCGUUCAGUGACUUCAGUGGCUACAAAGACGAGAGAGAAUGCAGAAUCAAUUGUGCAUCAUAUAAUAUUCAAGCCUUGAGUCCUUUCAUUCCUCAACGUUCUGCAAACUCCAAAAUGUGCCAAGUAUUUAACAAUAACAACUGCUUCUACACCUUCACAUACACGACGACAGGAAAUGACGUGACGGAAGUUAAUGUUCUUCAGCAGCAGGUUUGUCCUGAAUACGAGGGAAAGUAGCAGCAGAAAGGGCAAUGAAAUUAUACUUAUCAGACGAAGGCGUCUUGCCAGAAAUUCAUUGUAAAUUUUGCUUUUUAAUUCCUGAUGCGUAUCAUUAAGUUUACCAAAUAUACUUGGUUUCUAAUAAUUGACAACGAAUUUUUCUAUUAUUUUUAUAUUAAAUAAAUGUAUAUACAUGUAGAUUAGCAAUAAAUUUUCUUCAAAUAUUCAA
Messenger RNA from Saccostrea echinata, 1819 nucleotides. RefSeq lists its product as uncharacterized. The transcript is spliced from 17 exons. Lineage: Eukaryota; Metazoa; Mollusca; Bivalvia; Ostreida; Ostreidae. The coding region runs from base 28 to 1608 and encodes 526 amino acids. Gene Ontology annotation, molecular function: integrin binding. The record is from RefSeq and is a predicted model, not a curated record. Gene Ontology annotation, biological process: cell migration; integrin-mediated signaling pathway; cell-matrix adhesion. Gene Ontology annotation, cellular component: focal adhesion; integrin complex; cell surface.